AUGUGUGGAACAAACAAUCUGCCAAAUGAAGGUGGAGGAAGUGUCAACCAGCUAGGAGGGAUGUUUCUCAACGGCAGACCUCUCCCAGAGUCCAAGAGGAGGAAGAUGAUUGAACUGGCCUCGGAGGGAGUCCGGCCGAGCCAGAUCUCCAGGAUCCUUCGGGUGUCCAGCGGAUGCGUCAGUAAGAUCCUGAGUCGCUUCCACCGCACUGGACUCCUGGAGCCCAAAACCAUCGGAGGCAGCCGACCUCGUCUUCUCACCCCGGGUGUCAUCUCCACAAUCAUCCAGUGCAAGAAGGAAAAUCCAACCAUUUUUGCUUGGGAAAUUCGAAAACGUCUAGCAGCAGCAGCACGGAUAUGCAAAGUCUCCAAAAUCCCCAGCGUGUCGUCCAUAAAUCGGAUUCUCAGGAAGAUUCACUUGGACCACGGGCCGAUGUGCAUGGAGAUCAAUGCGCACAGCAGGAUGGAGCAGGAUUUUGAAUCACUGAUUCCAGAAGAAGUGAUUGAGAGAAAGAUGUCUGAGACAGUGUGUAGUAAUGACCAGAGGCCUAAAGGCGCCCAUCACCGAAACCGCACCACCUUCACCCAGGAGCAGAGCACAGCACUGGAGCAAGAAUUCUCUCACAGCAAGUAUGCAGAUAUGUACACGAGAGAGAAACUGUCAGCUGAGAUCAAACUUCCCGAGGACACCAUCAAGGUCUGGUUUUCAAACAGACGGGCUAAAUUGAAGGAAGCCAAACACAAGAGUGGCACACAGAGUAAGCGUGUGGGAUUUCACAAAAAUAUAAUUAAAAAAAACUAAUUUUGAAGAACUCUUUGAAGUUUGACAAAGAAAACUAAUUAUUGAAUCCCUUCGAUGUGAUAUCCAGGUAUGAACCAUUCUGAACAUCUGGCAUCCAUCUCAGUCCAACCCUCGUUCCUCCAUCAGCCUCAUAACAUUCUGGCCCAGACCAUGACAGACAAGACUCCACUGGAUCACCACAGAGAUAGAUUCACUUUCCCUUUGGUUCACCAUCACACAGACACGAGGACUUCCUUCCCUUUGGUAACUGAGACAACAGGAACCGAGCGUCCUGUGACUCAGUGCUGGAACCAGCAGGGGAUUUCUUUUACCUGGAGCCAGACUCAAACCGAUGACAGGUUUGUUUUUGCGCAGCAGCCCUGGGAUGCGAGUCCACAUCGCUACCUGGACUAA
Molecule: messenger RNA, 1194 nt
Organism: Anoplopoma fimbria (sablefish)
Lineage: Eukaryota; Metazoa; Chordata; Actinopteri; Perciformes; Anoplopomatidae
Gene: pax4
Product: paired box 4
Biological process (GO): regulation of transcription by RNA polymerase II; anatomical structure development
Molecular function (GO): DNA-binding transcription factor activity, RNA polymerase II-specific; RNA polymerase II cis-regulatory region sequence-specific DNA binding
Source: RefSeq, a predicted model, not a curated record